AUGCUGGAGCUCGGACCGAGAUGGCUGAGGCUGAUCUUUUUGUUGGCCGUGUGCUUGUUUCUCUGCCUGCCGAAGGAAUCAAAUGCCAGGAGAGCCCCCAAGAUACCCCGCUGUCCUGCGACCUGCUCCUGCACCAAAGACAGCGCCUUCUGUGUGGAUACCAAGGCUAUACCAAAGAGCUUCCCACCUGGAAUCAUCUCUCUGACGAUGGUGAACGCAGCCUUUACAACAAUCCCAGAAGGAGCUUUCUCACAUCUUCACCUGCUGCAGUUCCUGCUCUUGAACUCCAACACAUUCACCAAAAUUGCUGAUGAUGCCUUUGCUGGUCUGUCUAACCUACAGUACCUGUUCAUUGAGAAUAAUGACAUCCAGACUCUCUCAAAGUAUACCUUCCGAGGCCUCAAAUCCCUGACUCACCUAUCUCUCUCAAACAACAACCUGCAGCAGAUGCCGAGAGAUCUCUUCAAACAUCUAGACAUCCUCACGGAUUUAGACCUCAGGGGGAACUCUUUCCACUGUGACUGUAAAAUCAAGUGGUUGGUAGACUGGAUGGAAAAGACAAACACUUCUGUUCCUGCCAUCUACUGUGCCAGCCCCUUUGAAUUCCAGGGACGCAGAAUUCAUGAUCUGUUACCACGAGAUUUCAACUGCAUCAGCGCAGAUUUUGCUGUUUAUGAAACUUUCCCCUUCCACUCUGUGUCGGUUGAGUCUUAUGAGUUCAAUGGAGAUCAGUUUGUGGUCUUUGCUCAGCCUGAAUCAGGUUUCUGUACCCUGUAUAUAUGGGAUCACGUGGAAAUGGUCUUCAGGACGUAUCACAACAUUACGUCUCGUUCUGCUGUGUACUGCAAACCAGUGGUGAUAGACAACACUCUUUACAUGGUUGUGGCUCAACUUUUUGGUGGAUCUCAUAUCUACAAGUGGGAAGAGGACCCACAGCGCUUUGUAAAGAUCCAAGACAUUGACACCACUCGGGUGAGGAAGCCCAACUUCGUGGAGACCUUCCAGCUGGAUGAAGAGUGGUAUUUUAUAGUAGCAGAUAGCUCCAAGGCUGGCUCAACCAGUAUUUAUCGGUGGAACAGCAAUGGCUUCUACUCCCACCAAUCUCUCCAUCCCUGGCAUCGUGACACCCAUGUGGAGUUCCUUGAUGUUGCGGGAAAGGCUCACCUCAUCCUCUCCAGUGCCUCUCAGCCACCGGUGGUUUACCAGUGGAACCGUAGCCAGAAGCAGUUUGCUUUCUAUUCCCAAAUCACAGAGUUAGCUGACGUGCAGAUGGUUAAGCACUUUUGGGUGAGGAAAGUUCUUUACCUUUGCCUCACACGCUUCAUCGGCGACUCCAAGAUCCUCCGCUGGGAAGGGCAGCGUUUCAUUGAGAUACAGACUCUUCCCUCUCGGGGGUCAAUGGCAGUGUAUCCCUUCACAGUGGGCCUCCGCCAGUACCUACUCCUUGGAAGUGAUUUCUCCUUCUCCAGAGUUUACUUGUGGGAUGACCUCACGCAACGCUUUCAGCCCUUCCAGGAGCUCAACAUGAGAGCCCCACGGGCGUUCAGCUUGUUAUCAGUUGACAAUAAAGACAUCCUGAUGGCCGCCAGCUUCAAAGGCAACACCCUGGCCUACCAGCACCUGGUGGUAGAUCUGAGUGCCAAGUAG
This is a messenger RNA of Scomber japonicus (chub mackerel), 1647 nucleotides long. RefSeq names its product leucine-rich repeat LGI family, member 3 (gene lgi3). The coding region runs from base 1 to 1647 and encodes 548 amino acids. Gene Ontology annotation, molecular function: protein binding. NCBI's taxonomy places the organism in Eukaryota, Metazoa, Chordata, Actinopteri, Scombriformes, Scombridae. The transcript is spliced from 9 exons. Gene Ontology annotation, biological process: regulation of exocytosis. Gene Ontology annotation, cellular component: synaptic vesicle. The record is from RefSeq and is a predicted model, not a curated record.